Messenger RNA from Pelecanus crispus (Dalmatian pelican), 1298 nucleotides. NCBI's taxonomy places the organism in Eukaryota, Metazoa, Chordata, Aves, Pelecaniformes, Pelecanidae. The record is from RefSeq and is a predicted model, not a curated record.
GCUGAUUCACGGAGGGCAGCUGUUAAAUGGCUUGGCGGGGCCAACUGUGAUGAACGCGGCACCAUUUCUUUCCACAACGUGGUUUUCUCCGGAUGAACGUGCCACAGCAACAGCCAUCGCGUCGCUGCUCAAUUACCUGGGCGCUGCUGGCGCGUUUCUAGUGGGACCUCUUAUAGUGCCAUCUCCUAAUGGAACAUCUCACCUCCCACUGGUGUCGCAGAGCAACACUGAGCACAUCAAGGACCGCAUCGAGGCUGUGCUGUAUGCAGAAUUUGGAAUGGUUUCCCUGAUAUUUUCCGCAGCGUUGGCCUACUUCCCCUCGCGCCCUCCGUUCCCUCCCAGCGUGGCUGCGGCGAGUCAACGGCUCAGCUACAGGAGAAGUUUUUGCCGACUCUUAAGCAAUUUCCGAUUCUUGAUGAUUGCUUUAGCCUAUGCUAUACCACUGGGUGUUUUCUCUGGCUGGUCUGGUGUUCUGGAUUUGAUAUUAACUCCAGUUCAUGUAAGCCAAGUAGAUGCAGGCUGGAUUGGAUUUUGGUCUAUAGUUGGAGGUUGUGUUGUUGGCAUAGCAAUGGCGAGAUUUGCAGAUUUUAUCAGGGGCAUGCUGAAGUUCAUACUGCUGCUGCUAUUAUCUGGAGCAACGUUAGCGUCAACCUGGUUCACUCUCACCUGUCUAACUACUGUCACUCAUCUGCCUUUAACCACAGCUACACUGUACACAUCCUGCAUUUUGUUGGGUAUAUUCCUCAACAGCAGCGUACCAAUAUUCUUUGAGCUCUUUGUGGAAACGGUCUACCCUGUUCCAGAAGGAAUUACCUGUGGAGUUGUCACCUUUUUGAGUAAUGUGUUUAUGGGAGUGCUUUUGUUUUUCCUCACAUUUUACCAUACAGAGUUUUCUUGGUUCAACUGGUGCCUGCCAGGAUCGUGUCUGCUCAGCCUGCUCCUCAUCCUGUGCUUCCGCGAGUCCUACGACAGACUCUAUCUUGAUGUCGUCGUCUCUGUGUGAUAACGCUGGACUGGUGAGGGGUUGGAAGAGACUGGAAGCUUUACAGCCUGCACAUCUGCCUGGAUUUGCAUGGCUGAGCAGUGGAAAAACAAAGAAAUCCCAAGACUUAACUGUGGCUUUAUUAGAGAGGGUGAGGGACAGGCUGUUCUUACAUUCAAGGCCACCUUGAUUUGCGAUAAACAUGGAACUUGAGUGGUGAUAACGAUGCCGAAAUGCGCAAAGAGACUAUAUCUGAUGUACAGGUCCCGGUGUCAGAGCUGGGGCUCUUUAUUUAAAAGGCUGUUGAUGUAGCAGU